AUGACCACAACGGAAAUAUGGGGGUUUUCAUCCGCUUUUUAUAACAAACAAAGAUCAACUAACUCGUUAAGACCAUUAACUUCAUUAAGUUUGACAAAUUACGUACAACAAACGGCUAGUUUUAUGGGGCGGCGAAUUGCAAGAAAAUAUGCGUGGAAUUGGUGUGGAAGGGGAAUAGAACAACAAGGAACAAGACAAGGAACAAGUUUGGAUGUUAAAAAUGAUAAACAUUACAACAUUGUGUAA
Molecule: messenger RNA, 246 nt
Organism: Funneliformis mosseae
Lineage: Eukaryota; Fungi; Glomeromycota; Glomeromycetes; Glomerales; Glomeraceae
Source: the annotation of a GenBank genome assembly